AUGAAGAGAUUGUGGGCUAAGUAUCGACAAUCUCGAGAUGAAGAUCUUGAAGAGCUGUGUACGACUAAUGCUCUUGUGGUAGCAGCAGUCACUGAAGCUGAAGCUUCCUCCGGAUCACGACGACGGGGUUCUCAACCGGGGCGUGCACAGAAUGAGGAGCGAUUUAGGGAAUCAAGAGGGAAAAACAUGAUGGAAGAUUACUUUGUGGAGCGUCCAGUUUUCACUGAAGAGAAAUCAGAUGCUGCAGGCAAAGUCGGACUACUUCCCCAGCAGAAGCUGACAUGUUCCUUAAGAAUGCUUGCUUAUGAUGCCGGGGCAGAUCAAUGUGCUGAGUAUUGUCGGAUGGCGAAAUCUACCUCCAUUGAGGCUCUGAAACGAUUUACAAGAGGAAUCAUUAAUCUGUACUCGGCAGAAUACCUCCGGGCUCCUAAUCCGACAGACCUCAGAAGACUUCUCGCCAAAGCUGAGAGAAGAGGCUUUCCUGGGAUGAUUGGAAGCAUCGACUGCAUGCACUGGCAAUGGAAGAAUUGCCCAAUAGGUUGGGCUGGAGAAUAUAGUUGUCGAAAACGUGAGCCCACUAUCAUCCUCGAAGCAGUCACUUCUUAUGACACAUGGAUAUGGCAUGCCUUAUUUGGAAUGCCUGGAUCAUGCAACGACCUCAACGUGCUUGCUAAGUCCCCGUUGUUUGACGAACUCACUGCUGGUCGAGCCCCUAAAAUCCAAUUUCAAGUGAAUAACAGGAUUCACAAUUUAGGCUACUAUCUCGCUGAUGGUAUCUAUCCGCAAUGGGCAACUUUCGUGAAAUCAAUUCCAAGGCCUACACUACCCAAGGAUCUGAAGUUUUCCCAGGCUCAAGAGGGGUACAGGUAG
This is a messenger RNA of Rosa chinensis, 870 nucleotides long. RefSeq lists its product as uncharacterized. The coding region runs from base 1 to 870 and encodes 289 amino acids. The transcript is spliced from 2 exons. NCBI's taxonomy places the organism in Eukaryota, Viridiplantae, Streptophyta, Magnoliopsida, Rosales, Rosaceae. The record is from RefSeq and is a predicted model, not a curated record.